CGGGCUCGCAGCUAGGCGGGCGCCCGCGGAGAGCCCCGGGAGCCCCGCGCCAGGCGCGGCCAGGACCUCGGGCGCUGCAGCCGGCGGCCCGCAGCGGAGAUAAAUAUGGCAGAGCUUUCUGAGACAGAAGGACCAGUAGAUUGGAAAGAACGAUGUGUAGCUCUGGAGUCCCAGCUCAUGAAAUUUAGAGUUCAAGCAAGCAAGAUAAGAGAGCUCUUAGCAGAGAAGAUGCAACAGCUUGAGAGACAAGUUAUUGAUGCUGAACGUCAAGCAGAAAAAGCUUUUCAACAGGUACAAGUUAUGGAAGAGAAAUUAAAAGCAGCUAAUAUUCAAACCAGUGAAUCAGAGACAAGGCUGUAUAAGAAGUGUCAAGAUUUGGAGACCCUCAUACAAGAAAAAGAUGACAUCAUUCAAAACUUGGAACUGCAGCUUGAAGAACAGAAACAAAUAAGGAUACAAGAAGCUAAAAUAAUAGAAGAAAAAGCAGCUAAAAUCAAAGAAUGGGUAACACUUAAAUUAAACGAGCUGGAAUUAGAAAAUCAGAAUCUUCGUUUGAUCAACCAAAACCAAACUGAAGAGAUAAGAACAAUACAGUCAAAACUACAAGAAGUUCAAGGAAAGAAGUCAUCCUCUGUCUCCACACCAAAGCUUUCGGAAGGCCAGCGCCUAAGCAGUUUGACCUUUGGAUGCUUUUUAUCCCGAGCAAGGAGCCCUCCUCAAGUAGUAAAAUCUGAGGAAAUGAGCAAGAUAUCAUCCAAAGAACCUGAGUUCACGGAGGGAAAAGACAUAGAAGAAAUGGAAAUUCCAGAAAAGUCGGGCGAGAACCAAAUUCAAGAAAACAACCGGGGUCAGAGGACAUUGCAUCAAACCCCUUGUGUCCCAGAACAGAAUCAGAAUACAAGAACAAGCUUUGCAACAGAUGGUGGCACAUCUCAGAAUUCUGGGGCUCCAGGAAGUGACUGGAGUUCUGAUGAGGAAGAUGAGAGCAAAGGAAGAUCCAAGUGCAGGUAUACGUCUACCCUUUCCAGUCACACAUCAGAGGAAGGGGUACAGUGCAGCAGGAUGGGCAGCGAAGUGUACCUGACAGCAUCUGAUGACAGCAGUUCUAUAUUUGAAGAAGAGACUUUCGGCAUUAAGAGACUAGAACACAAGAAGCUGUAUUCUUGGCAACAGGAGGCACAGUGGAAAGCUCAGAAUUGUCCUCUCAUAAAGGGAAAUUCUGAAUCAAGUAAAAAGGAGCAUGAUAGUUCGUCGGAUGAACUGAAUAAAAAAUUUCAGUCUCAGAGACUGGAUUAUUCAUCUUCGUCUAGUGAGGCCAACACCCCCAGCCCUAUUUUGACUCCAGCUUUGACUCCCAAGCAUCCUAACUCACUCCCUGGAAGAGGCACACAGUUAGCAUCUUCAUCAUACCUGCCGCCCCCAAAGUUAAGGAUUCCUAAUGUUUUCAGUAUAAGUGUGGCGCUAGCCAAAAGACACUUAAGUCAACCACAGUUAAGCUCCGAUAGGAUGUUUGGCACAAAUAGAAAUGCUAUAAGCAUGAUACGGCCGCUCAGACCCCAGGAAACAGACCUUGACCUGGUUGAUGAUGACAGUACAGACAUUUUAGAGAAUAUGGACACCAGUUGUGAUGAUGGAUUGUUUUCCUACGACUCCCUGGAAUCCCCAUGCUCCGAUGACCAGGAAACCUGCGACGUGGCCAAGAAGCCGGCGUGCAGCAAACCGCCUACCCCGCCGCUGCACCGGUUUCCCUCUUGGGAGAGCAGAAUUUAUGCUGUAGCCAAAUCAGGUAUUCGAAUGUCUGAGGCCUUCAAUAUGGAGAAUGUUAAUAAAAAUUCUGUUGCUCUGCUCUCCUAUACCACAUCAGGGCUUUAUACCUCUCUGAUAUACAAGAAUAUGACAACCCCAGUGUAUACAACUUUGAAGGGGAAGGCAACCCAAAUAAGCAGCAGUCCGUUCCUGGAUGACUCCUCUGGGUCAGAGGAAGAAGAUAGUUCCAGAUCUAGCUCCCGGACUUCAGAGUCAGACACACGCAGUCGGAGCGGACCAGGCAGCCCCAGAGCCAUGAAACGAGGUGUAUCUCUCUCUUCAGUGGCUUCUGAAAGUGAUUAUGCCAUUCCUCCAGAUGCUUACUCCACAGACACGGAGUACUCACAGCCAGAGCAGAAGCUCCCUAAAACUUGUUCAUCAUCCAGUGAUAACGGGAAAAAUGAACCACUGGAAAAAUCUGGCUAUUUAUUAAAAAUGAGUGGUAAAGUCAAGACUUGGAAGAGGAGAUGGUUUGUUCUUAAAGGUGGUGAAUUACUUUACUAUAAAUCUCCGAGUGAUGUAAUUAGAAAACCCCAGGGCCAUAUUGAACUUAGUGCAUCCUGCAGCAUUUUAAGAGGAGAUAACAAACAAACAGUCCAGUUGACCACUGAAAAACACACAUACUAUCUGACUGCAGAUUCUCCCAACAUAUUGGAAGAAUGGAUUAAAGUGUUACAGAAUGUUCUCCGAGUACAAGCUGCCAACCCGCUUUUUCUGCAGCCUGAGGGCAAACCAACGGUGAAGGGAUUGCUCACCAAGGUAAAGCAUGGUUACUCCAAGAGAGUCUGGUGUACACUUAUAGGAAAGACAUUAUAUUAUUUUCGUAGUCAAGAAGAUAAGUUUCCUUUAGGUCAAAUCAAACUCUGGGAGGCUAACGUUGAAGAGGUUGACAGAUCCUGUGAUUCAGAUGAAGAUUAUGAAGCCAGUGGAAGAAGUCUGUUAUCCACACAUUACACCAUCGUGAUCCACCCGAAAGACCAAGGUCCAACUUACCUCCUAAUUGGAUCCAAGCAUGAAAAGGACACUUGGCUUUAUCAUCUGACUGUUGCAGCAGGAAGUAACAAUGUUAAUGUUGGAUCAGAAUUUGAACAACUCGUUUGCAAACUGCUCAAUAUUGAAGGAGAACCUUCUUCUCAGAUAUGGAGACACCCUACCUUGUGUCACAGCAAAGAAGGAAUCAUUUCCCCACUGACAACACUACCUUCUGAAGCUCUACAGACAGAAGCUAUUAAAUUAUUUAAGACAUGCCAGCUUUUUAUAAAUGCAGCAGUGGACUCCCCUGCGAUUGAUUACCAUAUAUCUCUAGCCCAGAGUGCUCUGCAAAUCUGUCUGACACAUCCUGAGCUACAAAAUGAAAUUUGCUGUCAGCUCAUUAAACAGACAAGACGGAGACAGCCACAGAAUCAACCAGGACCGCUGCAGGGCUGGCAGCUCUUGGCUCUCUGUGUUGGGCUCUUCCUUCCCCACCAUCCUUUCCUGUGGCUCCUCAGGCUCCACCUAAAGAGGAAUGCAGAUUCCAGGACAGAAUUUGGAAAAUAUGCCAUUUACUGCCAGCGAUGUGUAGAAAGAACACAACAAAACGGAGAUCGAGAAGCAAGACCCUCAAGAAUGGAAAUUCUUUCAACCCUUCUUCGAAACCCUUACCAUCAUUCUUUGCCUUUCAGUAUCCCUGUGCACUUCAUGAAUGGGAUAUAUCAGGUAGUUGGAUUUGAUGCAUCUACCACAGUGGAAGAAUUUUUGAACACUCUGAACCAGGAUACAGGAAUGAGGAAGCCAACACAGUCCGGCUUUGCAUUAUUCACCGACGAUCCUUCUGGCAAAGAUUUAGAGCAUUGUCUUCAAGGAAACAUUAAGAUAUGUGACAUCAUUUCUAAGUGGGAGCAGGCCUCCAAAGAACAGCAACCUGGGAAAUGGGAAGGUACGAGAACUGUUCGUCUAACUUACAAAAACAGACUAUAUUUCUCAAUGCAAGCACGUGGAGAGACUGAUAGAGAAAAGUUGCUGUUAAUGUAUCAGACAAAUGAUCAAAUAAUAAAUGGACUUUUUCCUCUGAACAAGGAUUUGGCAUUAGAAAUGGCGGCUCUUUUAGCUCAGCAUGUCCUCUUCGUGGUCCUGGAGAGCUGCCAGAGCUCCAGCUAUUACAUCAGAGUUCCAGGCAUCAUGAUGGAGGAAGGGUUGAAACAGGGCAUGUCUUCCCUCUCACCUUUGAGAAACUUUCUAGAGGUUAUACAACACAUGCAUUUAUGUCUCCCUGGUCAAAACUUGGCUGUAUGGCCUUGCCAACCUACAAGGGAGACUAGCAAAUGUUGUCUUUGCUGGGUGGCAAGGAGCACAGCUAAAUUCAAGGUGGAGAUUGGAGAUUUUGAAAGACCCUUUUCAACUCCAGCGGGGCAUGUUACUAAUCAGUGCAAAACAAAUCAAACUCUAAAACAAGUCAUAGAAAAAUUUUAUCCUAAAAGGUAUAGAGAUGACUCUUCUGAAGAACAGUUAAGGCAGCUCUGCCAGCGACUGUCGACCAGAUGGAUGGCCCUCCGGGGUCACAGUGCUGCUGACUGUGUACGCAUUUAUUUGACCGUAGCCAGGAAGUGGCCAUUCUUUGGUGCCAAGUUGUUUCUUGCGAAACCCAUAACUCCAUCAGCACUCGGAAGUACUUUCAUGUGGCUGGCUAUCCAUGAGGAUGGUUUAAGCAUCUUAGAAUACAACUCCAUGAGGUUAAUAGUCAGCUAUGUGUACAAGAGUCUGAUGACCUUUGGGGGUCAUCAAGAUGAUUUCAUGAUAGUCAUUAACAACACACAUUCAAAGGACAAGCCAACAGAGAAAUUACUUUUUGCCAUGGCAAAACCCAAGAUUCUAGAAAUCACUCUUUUGAUCGCCAGUUACAUAAACAACUUCCAUCAGCAAAAGGCAGCCUUUCACCACCUCUCUGCUCCAGCACUGCUGUCAGCCCAGACUCGGGGACCCGAAGCCAGGGCAGUGGGAAGCCAGCCCCUUCUGUCAAGUAGCAGACCAACUAAAGGACCCACUUUACUUUGAAAGCUCGGGAGCCUGAACAUUCACUCCCAUCCUCCAGGCAAUGGCUGCAUCAGCUGCAAAAAAGUUCAUUUACACCCUGACAGCAUGGCACCCACACGUUGGUAUUCUAGACUUUAAAAAUGUGGGGGUUUAUUUAUUUCUUAAAUACUCAAAUGAAUACUACUAAUAAAACAUAAAUACAAAAUUUGCCCGCAUGCUGAUUUUCUCUUAGAUUAAAUGGGUUAGAAUUCAUCUUUCCCCACCUCCUUUGUCCCUUGCUAUCAGACAUAUCAUGCAACAUAGCAUUUUUUGUCUUUAAAAAAAAUAUAUUUUGGCAAAGGGAGAUUCCAGACUCUCAUUUGGCAAACCAGUUGAUUAUUUGGAAAUUCUCACCGCCAAGAAAUUAAGUACUGUAAUUAAAUGUGCUUUUAAUUAAUGAUAUGGUCUUUGGAAAGAAGUAGAGUAUAUAGUGUCAGAAACAGCUGAAGGAUGCUGUUUAGGGGUAAAUUAUUGGAGCAAGUGCAGUAACUCUGGCACUAUGAAUCUUGUAAGAAAAUGAGAGUUAGGUAACCAGAACCUCCUGUGUGGUACUUGGAAGUAUACUCUGUCACCUUUUCAGAUCACUGGAGUGUAUAAAGUUUAGAAUAAGACAGUGAUUCCCCAAAUUCCUUGGCUAUUACUAGAUAGCCCGCAUUCACUGGAAUAUUGCCCACAUUUCAUUGCAUUUGGUGCUGGGUCAUCUUGACCUUAUUUUGUUAAAUAAUGUCUUUGAAAGCAAAGACAGUUCUUAUAUUUUGCCCUCAUAUAGUUCUUUUUCAUUAUAGUUUUAACAUAAAUUCUCAGAAUAUUUUUUAAAAGAAAAGAGAAUUCUUCUGUCAAAGGAGGUAAAAUUUUAGUUGAGAGUAUCUAAAAUGUAUUACUUUGCUAGGUUACAUAAGUGGUCAGUUCAUUUCAGUAUAUGUCAAACAAAGUAAUUAGUAUUCAUGAUAAAAAUGAAACUGUGAUAAGACAUGAAAAUUAUAUUGUAAGACUAAUUGCAAUAGUAAUCAUGAGUAUACUUAAUUUUAUUUAUGUAUAGAAUAUUUGUAUUUAUUUUUUGAACAUAUAUUUAUCACUUUGUGUGUGGUAUUUUUUUAACCAGUUUGAAUAAAAAAUGUUAGCUGCUGAAUUAAUUUGUUGGCAGAGCCUUCAUAUUUUUCUUCUUUGCUGCUUUCACCCUAUGGCAAUGUACUGUUGUCACACUAAGCCUUUUAAAAAUAUUCCAUCUCAUCAGAGCCAAGAAAUACCCUGCUCAACUAAGAUUUUACUUUAUUGUUAAUGUCAAAAAGAUAAAAAAAAAAAACCUCCAUAGAAAUAUAUUUCCAUUUACUGUUUCCCCUAAGUCUUUUGAGCCACAACCACUCACUGCAUAAGCAAGUUGGUUUUUGAGAAUAUACCAGUUACCAGUUUGUGAUGACUGACAGGAAUUUUUUGGCUGGGAUACAAUAGUGUUUCUUAGUUCCCAGAAAACUGUUCAAUAAUCAUUAGUUGGUGAGCCAGGGGCUUGGCACAGCUUACAUAUGUGUGAGGAUUUUAUUCUCAGGCAGUAGUUAGUUCACCAUCUGGUAAGCACACCCCCCUCCAGAUCUUCUAAUUUGAACAAGUAGUGAAGGCUUAGCUUAAAUGGUGGUACCUUACACUUGGCAUUUAUUUUUGAUAGAACAGAGAUAAAAUAUUUUGAUGGAAAGAAAUCAAUUUUCUGUAACUGAUGAUGUGAAAAUUUUAUUUUCUGGGAAAUUACUUAUGUAGCCAUUUAAAAAAAUUCAAAGUAUGUUAUUAUGAUUGGUUACAAAAGAAUAAUGUUACGUGUUUAAUUGUAAUAUUUGUCUCCUAUCAUUUUCUUCCCUUUCAAUCAUAAUAAAUGAUUUACAAAACCCA
Molecule: messenger RNA, 6735 nt
Organism: Canis lupus familiaris (dog)
Lineage: Eukaryota; Metazoa; Chordata; Mammalia; Carnivora; Canidae
Gene: PLEKHH2
Product: pleckstrin homology, MyTH4 and FERM domain containing H2
Exons: 31
Coding region: 106-4839 (1577 amino acids)
Biological process (GO): negative regulation of actin filament depolymerization
Cellular component (GO): cytoskeleton; cytoplasm
Molecular function (GO): actin binding
Source: RefSeq, a predicted model, not a curated record